Messenger RNA from Naegleria gruberi, 1323 nucleotides. RefSeq lists its product as uncharacterized. The coding region runs from base 1 to 1323 and encodes 440 amino acids. The record is from RefSeq and is a predicted model, not a curated record. NCBI's taxonomy places the organism in Eukaryota, Heterolobosea, Eutetramitea, Acrasida, Naegleriidae. The transcript has 2 exons.
AUGAGAACAAAAAACACAAGGAGCAAGAAGGCAAGAAAAACUUCUUCAUCUGCUGAUGCUGCCUCUUCUUCUAGGAGAAGUAGUACAACAACUCCUUCUUCAACAACAACAACAUCAUUAAAUGUAAAAUCGGGAGAAAAAACAAAAAUCAAAUCGGAGAAGGUUUCUCGAGAACAUCUAGUCACCGAUACAGUCAUUGUUAAAUAUCGUGAAAAUUAUUAUUUUAAUUCCUUUUUCUCUAGGCUUUCUGUUGGUGAGAAGGCACACAUGAUUAAGAGUUUGAAGAGAACUCCGAUCUUUGUGCGAGUGGAAGGAGCUGGCACUGAGGAUUACUUGAAGAAUGUCACGAAUUAUAUGAGACAAUUUAAACAGGCUUUUUAUCCGUGCCAUUUGAAACCAUCAACACUUUUAUUUUCUUUCAAAGUCAUUGCUGAGGAGAGAGCAAGUGAUAUUGAAAAGGAAUUUUUGGAUGGUAAAGAAUUUGUGAACAAGGCCAAACAAGGAACUGUGGACCCAACAGAAUUUAGAGCCAUUAUUGAUUUGGAUUUUAAGGAAAUAAUUUGGAGGGACGAACAUGAGAUAUCACUCACCUUAAUUACUCAACCUAUUUCAGAAAUAUCUGAUCUUAGUAAUGAACAAGCUGUAACUUAUGAUAUAAUUAAGGAUAAGGAUGAAGUAGAUAUUGAUGAAAUAGAUUUUGAUGAGGAGUUUGAAUUGGAUUUGAUGGAAGAGCAAGCCGAAAAUAAUUUAAUUUUGGAGGGACAACACGAGUUUAUCACCAAAUUGUUUAAUAUUGAAAUGAUGGAAAAGAGUAGCACUUCAAGACCAGAGUUUGAUCCUAAGUUUUACCCAAAAUCACAUCAAAUAUUUAAAGCUAUAGAGGAAGGUGUAAAAAUAUUUGUGGGUUCAGCUUCUGAGUUGACUGCCACUGCUCUUACCUCCUGUCUCAAUUAUCUAUACGAUCAGAGUAAGGAUAUUUAUCAAUGUAAAGAUUUUCAACUAUUUGAAGCUAGCUCUCUACAGAUUUAUAUGGUUCAUUGUUUAAAAAUUGUUAGAUCUGAAUGCUUUGCUAGAAAUUAUCAUCCCACUAGAUUGGAACAUGAAAAAUUCAAAAGGAUAGCUCUAGCCAAUAUGAAAGGAGCAAUAACUUGUUCCAAAUUGAUGGUAGCAUCCUCAUUGAAUUAUUUUUUCACAGACAAUGAUUCUACAUCUACAAAUGAUAUCAUUAAUCAAAACAUUUCCUCUUCAUCAUCAUCAACAACACAUAACAAUGUCAACAUGGAACAAUUAUUAGGAAAAUGGUUGAAAUUAUCUGGAAAUUGA